Osmia bicornis bicornis is the source of this 1282-nucleotide messenger RNA. RefSeq lists its product as uncharacterized. NCBI's taxonomy places the organism in Eukaryota, Metazoa, Arthropoda, Insecta, Hymenoptera, Megachilidae. The transcript has 2 exons. The record is from RefSeq and is a predicted model, not a curated record. Bases 29 to 1282 code for a protein of 417 amino acids.
AGAAAUUUUGUUUAAACAAAACCAAGUUAUGCGCUCGAUCGAACGUGCACUUACCAAUUAUAAAAAGCUGGGUCAAGCUAAAAUGACUCCAGCUACCACCCGGAACCGGAUGAACAUGCUAAAAGAGGCAUACCAACAGUGCCAAGACCUGGACGCGAAAAUCGUCGCCAUGGCGGAUCUACAAGCCAGAUCAACUCUUCAGUACUUCGUCGACAACCAUUUCGAAAGAUGUGAGGAGUGCUAUCAGGAGUCCCUGGACUACAUGUCGGAGAUCCUGGAUAAGACAUCCUCGACCCAGGAGACAGCAUCCGAGAAAGGGAAUCUUCAACCAGUGAAGCUACGCUCGCAAUCGUUGCUGCCUCAAAUCCAGCUGCCGUCUUUCGAUGGAACCUUCGAACAAUGGGAGAGUUUCCGAGAUAAGUUUCAAUCUAUAGUAAUUAAUGAUAAUUCUUUGUCAAAUGUUGAGCGUUUGCAUUUUCUUUGUUCCGCUUUAACCGGCGACGCAAAAAAAGCGGUUAAUCAUUUACCAACCACCGAUGCAAAUUUCGAGGUCGCGUGGCAGUUAGUUAAAAAUAGAUACGAAAACAAACGCCGGUUACUUUCGACCUAUUUAAAUAAUUUGUUUUCGUUACCGCAAGUGACCUCUGAAUCUGCGAAAGAGCUCCGCAGUUUACGCGAUCAGUUAAACGUUUCGAUACACGGUUUGAAAAAUUUGAAACGACCCGUCGAACAUUGGGACGACGUAAUUGUUUUCCUCGGUACACAAAAACUUGACCGUUCCUCCCGAAAGGCGUGGGAGUUACAAUUCGGUGAUACAUCAGAAUUGUCUACUUAUGUCGAAUUCGACAAGUUUUUGGAGUCUCGAGUUCGGGCUUUAGAGUCAAUGUCGCCAAUAAAAACUGAUAAACCGGAAAACGUAACUGUUAAAUCAAAACCGAAAACAAUUUCAACGAACACGUCUACCGUGUCGCCAAUUAUAUGUCCUGUAUGUAAACAGAACCACUUGUUAUAUCAAUGUCAAACAUUUCAGGCGCUUGAGCCAUCCGAACGGUUUAAAUUAAUUAAAUCCCAACGAAGAUGCGUUAAUUGUUUUUCCGCGAAGCAUGCGAAAGAACAAUGCCACAGUCAAAGAAGCUGUAAAGAAUGUAAACAGCGACAUCACACUCUGUUGCAUUUUCCGAUAAAACCGGAGCAGUCCAGCCUCGCAUCCGAGUGCACUCAUUGCAGGGUCGAACAGUACAAGCACGCGCAUUAUUGGAUCAAGGGUCAGUCGCAACUCUAA